AUGGAGUAAACCAAAAAUAUUUAUCAUCUCAAAAACACUAUCAAUAAUUAUACUCAUUACUUUCUAAAACCUAAAAAUGCAGCCUUAAACUCUUUAUUAGAUACUUAUAUUCUUUAAGAUUAUGGUGGAAUUAAUGUGAAUUAUCAAUUGCCUAAAAUACACAAUCGAUCCCAAUAAUAAAUAUUAAUGGAUAUUGAAAGCAAACGUAAACUCUCUAUUCAAAAUAUACAAAAAAUGGGUUCUUAAAGAAAUCUUAAUCGUCUAAUUCGUUCUUAAACUAUAGAUGAACCUGCAUAUAGAAAAGCAACUGACAUUAUUGAAUCUUGUGAAAAGAUUAUCUAUCAUUAAAAGAAACCUCAACCUUAAUCAAAUACUAGAGAAUUAAUUGUUAAUGAUGAAUACAAAGCUAUUCGAAAAGCUGAUAAAUUACAUAAACUAAUAUAAGAACAAAUAUAUCAAUGCAAUAAAGAAGAUAGAGAGAAUACAAAUAAAAAGGCAAUCUUAUACAUCUAGGAAAAUAAUGUAACUAUUGAUAAAGAGAAAUUCAUUUAAAAAUGUCAUAAAGAAAAAUUUUAGUUAUAAUAAUAUCGUGAACGACCAAGAAAAGAAAAAGAAUAUAAAAGAUUCAGAACAAAUUAUCCACAAUCAGAUCUCUGA
Messenger RNA from Paramecium sonneborni, 657 nucleotides. NCBI's taxonomy places the organism in Eukaryota, Ciliophora, Oligohymenophorea, Peniculida, Parameciidae. The record is from the annotation of a GenBank genome assembly.